UCGGGGAGAGCCGACAGCGCGUUCCAUAAGAAUGCGGUGGAGGUCAGAGGUCAGGUGUAAGAGGAGAGAAUUGCAUUUGUGGGUUCAGGCCUCCAAAUGUGGAUUCUAAUCGUAAACAGUUGAUGGUUUUAAUUUAACCGUCGGUCACGUCAUUUAGCCUAGUUACACCCCAUUCUGUGGCGAGUAAUUUUUCAUGAGCGGUGAAUACUUUUCCUCCGGAUCCUGGCAACGAAGAUGCCUGGUCGAUUUGUUCCAGCCCGGUCACGUUGUGAAGAUUUGUGCCCCUAUGGUACGAUAUUCAAAGUUGGCAUUUCGAUCACUUGUCAGAAAGUAUGACUGUGAGCUGUGUUUUACCCCAAUGAUCGUUGCGUCUGCCUUCCUGAGAUCCGGCAAGGCCAGAGAUAGUGAAUUUACAACAAAUUGUGUUGAUCAUCCUCUGGUUGUGCAGUUUGCUGCUAAUCGAUCGCAAGAUCUAGCUGAUGCUGCUUGUAUAGUUUCUCCGUUUGCAGAUGGUGUUGAUUUGAAUUGUGGUUGUCCACAAAGGUGGGCAAUAGCAGAAGGAUAUGGUGCUUGCCUAAUAAAUAAACCAGAAUUGGUUCAGGACAUGGUGCGUCAGGUCAGGAAUCAAGUGGAACAUCCUAAUUUUUCAGUCUCAAUUAAGAUAAGAAUACACAAAGAUCUAGCAAGAACAGUAGAUCUCUGUCGAAAGGUUGAAGCGACUGGAAUCUCUUGGAUAACUGUCCAUGGCAGAACAAUAGAAGAACGACAUCAACCAGUGCACUAUGAUACAAUCAAGAUUAUUAAGGAAAAUUUAAAUAUACCAGUAAUAGCAAAUGGAGAUAUAAGGAGUCAUAAAGAUAUUGAUUCUGUGCAUCAGUUGACCGGAGUUGAUGGUGUAAUGGCUGCACGAGGCCUUUUAGCAAAUCCUGCUAUGUUUGCCGGAUAUGAAGAAACCCCUUUACAGUGUGUUCGGGACUGGGUAGACAUUGCUUUGGAACAUGGAACACCAUACACUUGUUUUCAUCACCAUUUGAUGUAUAUGUUGGAAAGAAUAACUUCAAAACAAGAGAAGAAAAUCUUUAAUGCGUUAUCAAGUAUGUCAGCUGUUCUCGAUUAUCUCUGUGACAAUUAUGGUUUAUGAGAUCAUGUUUUUUUUAAUAAAAUGUCUGCUAAGCUGCACAUUUUACAAGAUUUUAAAAGAUUUGAUAGAAAAUCACUUGCUGGGACCUAGUAAACAAACCUUGAGCAGAAAACAAGUUUAGAUGACCUUUUGACCUAGUACCUAGAAUUCCUGUGGUAACAAAGAAGUUACUAACUACAAAUGUGUUAUUACAGGUACAUUUCGAAUCAGCUAGGGUUGUAAGGUAGCUGUUUACCUUCUCAGUAGUUUUAACAUCAACAGACUCUUAAGUAGCAUUGAGGACUUCAGUCUUUCACGCUAUUUUAAUGACAAAUCCGCAGAUUCUUAUUAAAUAAAAUUUUGUAUUUUGCCAUUAGUUUUAAUUAUGUAAAAAUAAGUUCAGUUCCCCAGGCUCAUAGAUAGAGACACUUGCACUGCACCACAAGAACCCUUUCGCUGUAUUUUUGAUGGGUUUCUCACAAUGCAACACAAGUUGUCAAACAAGGGGAAUAGAGCUUGUUAAAUGCCUUAUUCAUGAUCAACUCGCUUCGUUAAUAUUCAGCUUCCAAUCUUACCAAAUAGCCAAACAAGACUGACAUCAGAAAAUCUUGAUGUGCAAAUCUGAGCAGAUACCUGGUGAUUUUGCUCAUUGUUUGUGCAGAAACCUCCAUUGAUAGAUACUGACACCAACGUUAUGGGUUCUGGCCAUAUGUACCCCAUUAAGCAUCUGACAUGAGAACCUCGGGAUGCAGUGACAACUAUCACCAAAUCAAGAACACUGUGCGCUUAGGGACAGACACCCAGCUCAGGGACUGGAACUUGUGUACCACCCCAAAGUAAGGUCCCCUGUCACAAGCAGGAUGCCAAUUUCCCCUAUCUGCCACGUCCAGGGGAAAUGUCAGAAACCAUGCACAGCAGGUCAAGAUUGACCGUGCUUAUCUGGGUUCACAACAACCAUUCAAGAUGGUGCAGGUGAAAGGGUUGAUGGAUAUCUGGUGAAUGGCUAUUUCUGGGAAUGGCACAUGUUAAGAUGGGGAUAGAAUCACACACAAGAAUAAGGUGAAUCAGUGCAGCUUAUACUUCGCCAAAAGUUCUAUGAUACGGUUUCUUGUCUAAAAAUUCAGAAUUUUAAAAUAAGUGUAUCUUGUAUUUCUUUACAAGUGAGACUGUACGCUUUGAAAAGAUUUCUAUUUAAAAGUUGCUAAAAUACCCCACCGACCCAGCAUUUCUGAUCAGCAUUAAUGCUGCUAUUCUGAUGAACUAAACACCUAAAAUAACUACCUCCAUUCAUGAGAUCAAUGGAAUAGAAAUUCAUUAUGCUGAAUAGAGAUAAUUCUGUGCAUAAAAUCUGUUUCCAAAGGGUCUUGAGCUUUUUUACAUCAUGAAUAUAAUGCAGUGGGCUAACUGCCAUAUUUAUGUCUAGAAACACCCUAUUAUUCCAGCGAGGCGUCACACUCCAUCACGUGUGAUAGAAGGUAACUAACCUUUAAAUUUGUAUUUAGUAUAUGAAAAAAAACGGUCAGUGCACGGUCAUUUAACGUAGAUUAAAAUCCUAAGAUAUUUCGUAGAAGAAAGAAAUAAGCAAACCUUAGUGACAAUACACAAUCAGUGUCACAUGUACUUUUGAGACUCUCAAAGUGUUAGGAGCUGAGGAGCAGAGUAGUUUUUGAAGUGGUUGUAUUAUGUUGGCAGUUGGUGAUUGGAUUUGUUAUUGCAUUACAAUUAAAUUGUUUUUACAUUUUAAUACAAUAUUGUGAAAGUAAGGGAGACUUAGUGGUAUUAUUACUGAACUAUUAAUGUAGGGACCCGGGUUCAAAUUCUGCGUGGAAAUCUGGAAUUCAUAGUCUAGUGAUGACCAUGAAACUGUUGUCAAUUGUCAGGAAAAUCCCAUCUGGUUCACUAAUGUCCUUUUAAGGAAGGAAAUCUGCCAUCCUUAGCUGGUCUGGCCUGCAUGUGACCCAGGCCCACAGCAAUGUGAUUGAUUCUCAAGUCAUCUCCCAGCAACUUAGCCCACAUCCUGGGAGUGAAUAUAAACAUUAUUUUUAAAAUGAAUGUAAUAUUUCAACCAAAGGAUUUUAAAGGGAGUAUUUUCUUCUACUUGUAUUUGUUUUAAAUUUAUUAACCAUUGGUCAGAAUUUUCAUUGAUUAUGUACACAGACAUACACAGGCAGUUUUUUUUAUUUGCACAUAUAUUGGAAAAUUUGGUUACUAGCUUUAAAUGUUUGUGAUUGCUUCACAGUAAGAGCUUCAGGCUGUGUUCUGUUCAUUAUUGAAACAAAAUUCCAGUUCUGUACAAAUGGAAAAUUACAGGUCCAAUUUUAUUCACCUCAGCAGUAUUGGAACAAUGAGACAAUUUUUUGAAAACAAACUGCACAACUUUAACCUAAGUAUGUCACAUUUUAACAUUGCAGAGAAAUGCUCUAUUCUGUAUAUUGAAUAAGAAGUAACAAUUGCCCAGUAACUCCAUUUUAAUUCACCUCCCCACUCUCACUCCAGCCUCUCUGUACUAAAUAUCCUUCAAAGUUUUGAUGACACUCAAUUUAAUCCCAAAUCAGAACUCCUCCUAUUUCAACAAAGCACAUUACAUGCUUGUGAAUUGACAAUGACUUCAAUAAUUUUAAACCAUUGCACUGCUUAUUUUUAAUUAGAUAGCAGAUAUCUUUUACAGAUCUUAUUGAUCUGCCUUUGGUUCCUUCAAUUGUCCCAUUAUGACUUUCUUUAAUGUGCACUGUCAUUCCAUUUGUAAUUUAGUUAUUCGUGUCUUCCACCUUUUAUCACAGACCAUUCCUUCUGCCAUUUUUCUUACCUUGCUUUCUCCCCAGUUUCUUUCCUGAACUCUGUACUUAAUUAGAACCUGUUAUAUUCAACUUUGUCAAAUUUCUUGGAAGGUUAAAGACCUGAAACAUUUAGUGCUGUUGAUGAUUAAAAUGUUGACCCUGGCUACAGAUGCUGCCUCAUCUGAGCAUUUCUGGCAUUCUGUGCUUUUUAUAUCAAAUUCCAGCAUCUGCAGUCCUUGCUGUUUUGCCCAAUAUUUCCAUUGGUCGUCCAAUGGAUGAUUAAGUAAAACACCAUUUCAGUCAACUUUGUAUGAAUACUUAUUUUUAGGAUGAAACACUUCUGAACUUUACUGAAGUAGAAGAGUGAAAUAAUUUUUAAUUGUUUUAUUACAUGUUUGCACAUUAACUUUGUUCACUAUGUUUUAUGAAAUUGUGAUAUUUUUCUACUUUCCUUGCCUUUUCCCAAAGUUUAGAAUGACCUAAAGAAAAAGAAGCAAUGGUUUUUGGAACUCAGUGGUGUCAUAAGUUAGACAUUACCUUUUCAAAUCUAGCUAGCAACCCAAACUGACAAGAUAAUUUUCCUCUGGCAGGUGGCUGUAGAAAUUAAAAUAAACUAAUUUCACUAGUUUUAUUCUAGUUUCUACUGGGCAGAAGUAAUGUAACAUUGCUACUGCCUCCAGUCAGGCAAAGGAUGGUUGGUGUGGAAGAUGGAGAAAAAAUCCCAGACUGAUGCAAUGGAGAGUGCCCUUUUGAGCUACAUUGUUGGGGAAUGGUCGGAGAGAGCUUUGCUCUGUGCCUGAUUUGUUAUGCCUGACUUGCCAAUACAUAAUGUUAACCCUGGUUAUCUGGAUUGGAGGAUGCUCCAUUCCCCAGCAUCAAUCUGCACAAAACAUUUUUAUGCAUAUGUGAAGCGUUGCCAGACUCGCAAUAUUAACUCUGCUUUCAUCCCGCAGAUGCUGCCAGACCUGCUGAGUUUCAUCAACAAUUUCUGUUUUUGUUUCAGAUCUCCAGUAUCUGCAUUUGUUUCUUUUUUUUUUGAAUAUCACUUUUCUUAACUAAACAUUGAUACUCCAAUGAAAACAUUGACAUUUAUCUCAAUGUGGAAAGACCUGCAUUUUACAAUAAAAUAGACAGUGUAUGGGCCUGAAUUAUAAACCCAAACCUGAAAUUGUUGUCUUCCAUUAUUAAUGAUUUCUUCCUUAGAAUAACAGAAUGCUUUUUAUAGUGGUAAAUACCACUACUUUGAGGAUUGCAGAAAAUAGGAGAUUGGCUGUGAUAGUUGGUAAUUCAACUGGACAAUAAAUACAGGUCCAGAGAGCCAUGGAGGUUAACUUACUGUGUGCUAUAAUGUGAAAAUUAUUGUGUUUAACACUGCCACAGUUUAGUAGCUUGUAUUACCUGUAACAAGUUUGGGGCUAUUCUUGUCAGUUACAUUUUAGUUGAUACUUUAGAUGUUGUAACUUGUAAUAAAUUAU
Messenger RNA from Stegostoma tigrinum, 5372 nucleotides. RefSeq names its product dihydrouridine synthase 4-like (S. cerevisiae) (gene dus4l). Gene Ontology annotation, molecular function: tRNA dihydrouridine synthase activity; flavin adenine dinucleotide binding. NCBI's taxonomy places the organism in Eukaryota, Metazoa, Chordata, Chondrichthyes, Orectolobiformes, Stegostomatidae. The record is from RefSeq and is a predicted model, not a curated record. Gene Ontology annotation, biological process: tRNA processing. The transcript is spliced from 6 exons. The coding region runs from base 194 to 1141 and encodes 315 amino acids.